GCCGUUCACACUCAUCCGCAUCCUGCAUUUCGUGGCCGUGUCUCGCUCGCUCCUCCUCCUAAAGUGGUUGGGGUAACAUUUCCUCCGCACAGAACAUAUACGGUAUAAGCAUGGCAAUUUCGGUGGAGGGUCUCCCGCCCUACCCAUCCAGCAAAGCGAGGGCAGCACUAUCACCCUCGCAGGCCGCAACACUCCACCAGACCAUCUCUUCUCGUCUUGCACAGACACUUGCUCUACCAGCAUCGCAAACCAACACGUCUGCUACCCAAGCAUUUAUCUCCUCCUAUGCGAAGGAUGCUGCACAACUCGUACUUAACUCGCUAAUUUGGGAGCAGUCACAGAGUGCGGGUCAGAAUGUCUUCGCGAACUUGUCUCCGGUGGAGAAGACUAUCCGACAGCGUGUAUUUCUCUUCGCGGAGAGGCUGGCGUCCUCAGGAUCUCUCAACUUGCAGACACUCCUGGAUCUCAGCGUAGCGUACGGCUUGACGAAUCUGACACGGUUCCGGAGUCUCUUCUCCACGGCGUUCUCUCAUAGCAGCUCACCGCUCGUCUCGCAGGUGAAGGACGAAGCGAUCCCUGCAUUCACCACUCUACUUGCGGACGCCAACACUCAAGGUCUAUACGGCCUGCGCAAGACGGCGCACAUCCUCUUCUCUCUCCUGCGCCCAGCGCCAUCGGACCUCACUCGUCUCUUCGCGCAGGACAAGCAUUUCAUGACCGCCCUCGCACGGGCCUACGAUUACGGGCUCGGGUCGAUCGCCCAAUCCUAUGGCGGGCUCAACGUCCGCUCCUCGAACGACGGCCCGCUAGACGACUGGGAGCGGCUUAUCCUCGAAACCAAAGUCGCACUCAUCGACAGCUUCCACCUGCUCAUCCGCGCACUCAUCGCCGACGUCGCAGCGCAGCCCGUACGCGCCGCGGACCCUGCGUUCGAGGUCAUCUUUGGCCUGCUCGACGUCCCGCGCUUCCGCCCGAAUGGGACAACGCCGUUCCUCGACCGUCCGCUCGUCGCGGACUACCAGCACGCGUAUGACCUUUCGCGCACGCUCAAGGACGCGCUGAAGAGCUUAGACGACCCCCGCGGCGAGCUCCUCGAGUCCGCCUUGCGCGCGCUCGAUGCGCCCGAGGGAGAGGGUUCCUCUGGACCUGGUGCACUGAAGCUCCUAUUGCGCUCGUCUGGCGUGCCGCCGGGCAUCGACGCGCGUGGGCGUGGAUCCUCUGCUCCUAGCAGCAGCAAAGGCAAGGGGAAGGCAGUGGCGGUAGAGCCACGCGCGGACCCUGCACUGGACGCGGCCGUCGCUCAGGUACUCGACAUCUUACCCGACAUGCCCGCGCCUUACUUGCGUUACCUCCUAUCGAGUGAAAGCUACCCGUAUCGCGGGGACGCGGAGCGGCUCCUGGGCGCGUUGUUGGAAGGCACGGCGCCGAGCCAGGAAGAGGUGGAUAGUGCGAUGCGCGCUGCGAAGGCCGAUGUGGGCGUGGUUGGUGCGGCGGAGAAAGCGCCGGACGAGUUUGUGUAUACGCGCGAGCGGCGGAACGUCUUCGACGAGGAGAAGAUUGAUCUAGGGAGCGCGAGGGUUGGGAAGAAGCGGGACGACGCGGAGACCCUUCUGCAGGACCGCUCCGUCGUAGCCGAGAUGAAAGCCGACAUACUCCGGCGCGCAGAAGAGGCCAAUUAUGACGAGGACGAUGAGGACGACGCGGACCUCUACGGGUACUCCGCCGCGGGCAAACCCAAAGGCAAGGUCGUUGCGUUCGAGGACGAGCUAGACGACGUCGAGGGCAGCGGGGUGAAGGUGCGCGAUGGUGACGAGAGCGAGCUGGACGGUCCGGACGGGGAGAGUGCGACGGACAGUGAGGAGGAUGAGGAGGAAAAGAGGAAGCCGGAGACGGUCUUGGAGUUAGCGUACCUAAGGGACCAGAAACUCUUUGAGAGGGAUGGACAGACGAGGAAGAGCAAGGCGCGGACGGAGCUGAAGGAACAGACAGGAUGGACAGACGAACAGAUCGAGGGGUGGAAAAUUAUGCUGGAACGGAAUCCAAACAAAGACAAGAUCCUCGCCAAACACGAGUUCACCGGCAACCAGAUCCUUCCCUCAUCCUCUUCUUCCCAAGACGCGCACCGAGGCACCCCCCGAGGCCGAGGUCGCGGACGGGGCGGCAGGGGACGUGGUGGCCGCGGGGGCGGUCGCGGUGGUGGUCGUGGAGGUGGACCGGGCGACACCGCGAGGGACAGGGUAUGGAAGGACAAGAACAAGGCGAGUCGGGGAAACCAUGACCGGAAGAGAGGGCAUGACAAGAAGAUGGCGAGGACUGGUGGACCGAGCUGAGCGAUAUGCGUGGAUGCGUGUGUACCUCCGACUAUAUCUGGUGUAUAUAACGUCCGCUGUCUUCUGGCGUGCUCAUUGUUGCGAUUUUACAGGGCCUGUCGGGGCCCCAAC
Messenger RNA from Rhodofomes roseus, 2441 nucleotides. RefSeq lists its product as uncharacterized. Lineage: Eukaryota; Fungi; Basidiomycota; Agaricomycetes; Polyporales; Fomitopsidaceae. The transcript has 4 exons. The record is from RefSeq and is a predicted model, not a curated record. Bases 111 to 2330 code for a protein of 739 amino acids. Gene Ontology annotation, molecular function: ubiquitin binding.